Rangifer tarandus platyrhynchus (Svalbard reindeer) is the source of this 900-nucleotide messenger RNA. The record is from the annotation of a GenBank genome assembly. NCBI's taxonomy places the organism in Eukaryota, Metazoa, Chordata, Mammalia, Artiodactyla, Cervidae.
AUGGCGAACAAGAAGCUGGUGGUGGUGUUUGGAGCCACAGGUGCCCAGGGGGGCUCAGUGGCCCGGACGCUCCUGGCAGAUGGGACAUUUAGGGUCCGAGUGGUGACCCGGGACCCUGGGCAGAGGGCAGCGAAGCAGCUGACACUGCAAGGUGCAGAGGUAGUGCAGGGAGACCAGGAUGACGAGGCCAGCAUGGAGCUGGCCCUGAGUGGGGCUCACGCCACCUUCAUUGUGACCAACUACUGGGAGAACUGCAGCCAGGAGCAGGAGGUCAAGCAGGGAAAGCUGCUGGCCGAUCUGGCCAAGCGCCUGGGCCUGUGCUACGUGGUCUACAGCGGCCUGGAGAACAUCAAGAAGCUAACGGGGGGGAGACUGACAGCGGGACACUUUGACGGCAAAGGGGAGGUGGAGGAGUAUUUCCGGGACAUCAGCGUCCCCAUGACCAGCGUGCGGCUGCCCUGCUAUUUUGAGAACCUCCUCUCCUACUUCCUGCCCCAGAAAGCCCCGGAUGGAAGGAGCUACUUGCUGAGCUUGCCCAUGGGUGACGUGCCCAUAGAUGGCAUGGCCGUGGCUGACCUAGGUCCCGUGGUGCUCAGCUUGCUAAAGACCCCAGAGGAGUACAUCGGCAGGAACAUCGGGCUCAGCACCUGCAGGCACACGGCGGAGGAGUAUGCUGCCCUGCUCUCCAAGCACACAGGCAAGGCGGUGCGCGAUGCCAAGACAAGCCCUGAGGACUACGAGAAGCUUGGCUUCCCCGGCGCCCGGGACCUGGCCAACAUGUUCCGUUUUUAUGCCCUGAAACCUGACCGCAACGUUGAACUGACCCUGAAGCUCAACCCCAAGGCCAGGACACUGGACCAGUGGCUAGAGCAGCACAAAGGGGACUUUGCAGGGCUGUGA